GUCGGGGCUGGUAUAGAUGGACGGAAAUGAUAACGGACUAUUCAAGAUUUAACUGAAAAAAUUUAUUAUACUUAAAUGAUAUGAUAGGCAAUUCGAGGGCAGAUGGUAUAAAAGCAGCUCACCAUCAGCAGCCAUCACGACUCGCUUGGACCUUGUUGUUUUCACUCCCCCCUCUCUUCUUAAACUUCUUUCUCUACUAUGGCUUACAAGUCAAACGCUCCUCUCUUGGAAAAGUAUCUGUCCUUGGAUCAAAAGGGCUCUAUUCAAGCAGAGUACAUUUGGAUCGACGGUAGCAACCAACUUCGCUCCAAAACUAGAACCUUGAAGGAGGCUCCCAAGUCUGUUGCUGAUUUGCCUGAAUGGAACUUCGACGGUAGUUCCACUGGUCAAUCUGAAGGCCAUGACUCUGAUGUCCUCUUGAAGCCUGUUGCUAUCUAUGCUGAUCCUUUCCGCAAGGGUGAUAACAUCCUUGUCUUGAGCGAAACCUAUAACCCUGAUGGCACUCCCAACAUGACCAACUACCGUGCUGCUGCAUUGAAGAUUAUGGAGGCUCAUGCUGAUGCUCAUCCUUGGUUCGGUAUUGAACAGGAGUAUAUGUUGAUCGAUGUUGAAACUGAAAAACCCUACGGCUGGCCCAAGGGCGGUUAUCCUGAAGCUCAGGGUAAAUACUAUUGCGGUGUUGGUGCUGGCAAGGUCUUCGGACGUGAUAUCGUUGAAGCCCAUUACCGUGCUUGUCUCUACGCUGGUGUCAACUGCUCUGGUGUCAACGCUGAGGUUGCCCCCGGUCAAUGGGAAUACCAAGUUGGUCCCUGCGAAGGUAUCACUAUGGGUGACGACCUUUGGAUGUCUCGUUACCUCCUUAACCGUGUUGCUGAAGACUUCAGUGUCAUCGUCAGCAUCCACCCCAAGCCUGUUGCCGGUGAUUGGAACGGUGCCGGUUGCCACACUAACUACUCUACUGCUGCUAUGCGUGAGGAGGGUGGUAUCAAGGCUAUUGAAGACGCUAUCAACAAGAUGAGCUUGCGCCACAACGAGCACAUUGCUGUCUAUGGUGAAGAUAACAACCUUCGUCUUACUGGUCGUCACGAAACUGGUCACAUUGACACCUUCUCCUAUGGUGUUGCCAACCGUGGUGCUUCCAUCCGUAUUCCUCGUCACGUCUCAAAGGAAGGCAAGGGUUAUCUUGAGGACAGAAGACCCGCUUCCAACAUUGACCCUUACCGUGUCACUGCUAUUAUUGUUGAAUCUUCAUUGUCUGCUUAAAGACUUUAUUGUAAUCAUUUCCCUCCUCCCAUUUACUCACAUCACUCCCCGAUAUCAUCUAGCUUGAUGCUCUAUUUUUUUUUUUCUUUCUUUUAUCUAAAACCACAUAAACUAUAAAGAAAGCUUCCACUGAUACAGACUGGUCUCAGCUCCUUCAUUAAGGACAUAUCGCAUGAACGUAUACCCCUUCUAGAUCAUCUAAAAGAAAAUAAAAAUCACAACUGCAAGGGUUUGGACACAAAUACACAACAAAUUUAAUAAGCGCCUAUCGCAUCUGUGCCCGUGGCCACUUUUUAACGCCAUUGUGACUCCUCCAUCAGCUUUGCAGAGCAGCACCGUGCAUUGCAUCGGCUAAAAAACCCUUG
This is a messenger RNA of Umbelopsis ramanniana AG, 1628 nucleotides long. RefSeq lists its product as uncharacterized. The transcript has a single exon. Gene Ontology annotation, molecular function: glutamine synthetase activity. The record is from RefSeq and is a predicted model, not a curated record. Lineage: Eukaryota; Fungi; Mucoromycota; Umbelopsidomycetes; Umbelopsidales; Umbelopsidaceae. Gene Ontology annotation, cellular component: cytoplasm. The coding region runs from base 199 to 1263 and encodes 354 amino acids.